AUGCCUGCUGCCACGCUCUCGCGCUCGUUCUGGCAGGCCAUGGCGCUAAGUCCGCUGUACCUCUUCCUCCUCCCUCCUCACACCGCCACGAGCUCCGACAUGCCAGGAUGCACAUGGCACGAGGAUCGGCCGACGGGCGUGAGCGAUGCAAGUUGGACCCUCGGGUUGCGAGGAGGAUCAGACUGGCACAAGAGGAUCACUAAGGAGACUUACGACAUCCUGAACAAGAGCGAACUCAUCGAGGAAUGGCGGAGGAACGACACGCGCGAUGGGGGGAGCGGGAGGCGGCCGCUGCUCAUGGCAGAUACUCUCCUGCUCAUCGCCAAGCUCCACCAUGAGAGGUACACGGACAGCAAGGGGCAGCCGAAACCCGACGAGGUAUCGCUGCUGUACCGUCAGCCUGUCGCAUGCUCAGACAACAGGACGUACGGGGUCUGGACCAACUUCCACCUGGACAAGCCGUGCAUGCUCCUGCGAGCGAACACUCUAGGGAUCGGGGGAAUGAAGCUGGGAGAAUUCUGCCGGAGGGGAGAGAAGGGAAGGUUCAGGUUUGCGCGGCAGGACACUUGGUCGCGGGCAGGGAUCAACGUCGACUGCGUCCUUGACGUGAACCUGCCGGGGAACUUCUUCUUCGGUGCCGGCGUGCGGGACAUUCUGGAGAACAGCACGGGGCGGGUGAUAGGGAUGGAGGACAUGCGGGUAGAGCUGGCCAAGGUUAUGGACGCGUACGGGGAGAAGUGGGUGGACGGGUAUGGGCAAUUGCAGAAUCACUGCCUGCUCAAGAUCACAGUCUGGUGCAGCAUCGAUGCUGUGUACUCGUACGAGGUGGAGCAAAGGAUGCUGCAGGAGGACUUCCUGGAGAGGCUGACGGCGCUGCUGACUGAGCGGCUUCACUGGAAGCUGGAGGCGGCGGCUCAGCAGCAGCAGGUCAUGGAGGAGAGAGAGGAACUACGGCUGCAGUGGCAUGCAAAGCCUCUUGCCGUCAGCCUCGGCGACUGCGAGGUCUGUGGGACCAAGUACUUGAACCAUGUCGUCCUCACGGAUCAAGAGUCCAUUGACAAUGCUGAGAGACAAGUCGACCCUCGUCUACUCAACGUCACUUACGACGGCGCGAUACCGCUCGACUUGAGGGUUGGAAGUAGCAGGAGCACAACUUUCAACAAGCUCAUCUACUCAUCAGGUCCAGGAAAAAUUCUUGCUCUUCUCGGAGCCGGAGGAGACCGAGGGACUGAAGAUUGCCCGCCGCCUUGCCAACUUGGAUUUCGACGACGAGGAAG
This is a messenger RNA of Guillardia theta CCMP2712, 1277 nucleotides long. RefSeq lists its product as hypothetical. The annotation marks the transcript as partial. The transcript has 2 exons. NCBI's taxonomy places the organism in Eukaryota, Cryptophyceae, Pyrenomonadales, Geminigeraceae. The record is from RefSeq and is a predicted model, not a curated record.